Molecule: messenger RNA, 2277 nt
Organism: Colletotrichum higginsianum IMI 349063
Lineage: Eukaryota; Fungi; Ascomycota; Sordariomycetes; Glomerellales; Glomerellaceae
Product: Beta-1,3-endoglucanase
Exons: 5
Coding region: 1-2277 (758 amino acids)
Biological process (GO): glucan catabolic process
Molecular function (GO): hydrolase activity, hydrolyzing O-glycosyl compounds
Source: RefSeq, a predicted model, not a curated record
AUGGCCCCUUCACUCCUUGCCAUUGGCACAGCUGCUCUGGCCUUGGCUGGUGACGCUGCUGCCAAGCAGUUUGUGCUCGACGACACCUACGACUCGACAAAUUUCUUUGACAAGUUCGACUUCUUCGAGAGCAGAUACGGAACCGGAGACUACAACGAUGUUGAUCUCACCUCGGGUUACAUCAACUACCGGACCAGAGCUGAUGCUCAGAAGCUGGGCCUCAUCAGCAACGCCGGUGGUGAGGUCUACCUAGGCCCUGAUGCCCACAAUGUCACCGAGUUUCCCGGCGUUGGCCGUUCCAGUGUGAGGCUCGAGAGCAAGGCCAUUUACAACAAGUCACUCAUGGUUGCUCGCUUCUCUCACCUGCCCAAGCCUGUCUGCGGUGCUUGGUCUGCUUUCUGGUCUUACGGUGCCCCGUGGCCCAAGAAGGGUGAGCUUGACUGGUUUGAGGGCUGGAACAACGCGGCUGCCAACAAGCCCGCUGCCCACACCUACCACUCGUCCGAGCAGGGCCAGUGUAUCAUCACCGAGGCUGGCCAGACCUCCAAGGUCAACACACCCAACUGUGACCAGUGGGCUCCGGGUCAAUAUCAGAACGAGGGUUGUACUACAACUGCCACCUCUGCCGAUCCCUGGGGCUCUUCUGAUGGUGGUAUCUACGCUGUCGAGUGGACCGACGACUACAUCAAGUUCUUCUCCUGGACUCACGGUGCUGCCCCCAAGGACGUCGGCUCCGACUCCCCGGACACCUCCUCCUGGGGAACCCCCUCCAUGCUGAUCUCUAACGACAAGUGCAACAUCAACAGCCACUUCUCGGACCAGAGGCUCGUGAUAAACAUCGAUUUCUGUGGUGUUCUCGCUGGCAACGAGUACAUCUGGAAGGACCAAUGUGCAGCGUCUACCGGGCACGCCGUCUGCUCUACUUAUGUUGCGCAGAACCCUUCAGCCUACAAGGAUACCUACUUCAAGAUCAAGGAUAUUCGCAUUUUUAAGGAAGGUACCAAGCCUGUGAUAUCGACUUCAACCUCGUCUUCGGCCACUUCCUCGGCCACUUCCUCGGCGUCCGUGUCUGCCAGCACCAACCACUCCACUUCCGUGACCGACUCUGCGUCAGCAUCGGCAUCAGCAUCGGCAUCAGCAUCGGCAUCGGCAUCUGCCUCUGCCUCUGCCUCUGCCUCUGCCUCUGCCUCUGCCUCUGCCUCUGCCUCCGUGUCGCCCUCAGCAUCUGCAUCUGCAAGUACCAGCCAUCCUGCCUCCGCGAGUAGGUCUUACUCGGAGACGAGCACGGCCAAGGUCACCGACAAGUCCGCAAGCGUCUCUGACUCUCAGGCUGCUACGGGCACUGCCUCUGCCUCUGCUUCCGCCUCUGUUACCGGCACCAUCACCGCGAGCGCCAGUUUCACCGAAUCCUCGUCUGCCAGUGGCUCGAGCUCCAUCUCCGUUAAGUCCAACAGCAUGACUGACGAGGACGUCUGCACCGAGGACGACGACGACGUCAUUACCAAGACUCCCAUCACCACCAAGGACGCCAUCAUCACCAAGAGCGCCGUCGCCACCGGAAGCGACAUCACCGGCAAGCAGACUCAACUUGUCUCCUCGACGGCCCCUGUCCAGCUGACCACCUCGACCGUCUACACCACCAAGGUUUCAACGAUCACAGCUUGCCCCCCCGCCGUUACAGACUGCCCCGACCGUAUUGGCAAGGUCACUACGCAGACCAUUGCUCUUUACACUACCGUAUGCCCCGUUUCGUCGGUCCCUGCUCCCAAGCCCACGGAAUCGGUCAAGGAUAACAACAAACCCCAUCCCGGUCCUGACGUUUCAACCACCACCUUUACUACCGUAUACACCAUCACGAAGUGCCCGUCUUCCGUCCCGAACUGCCCUAUCGGGAGCGUCACCACCAAGAUUCUCACGACGUCGAUCCCCGCCGCCGGCCCUUCCGUGCCCAUCGUCACCAAGCUCGUCGUUCCCUCUGGCCCUGACUCCGUACCCGGCGUGACCAAGACACUCUCCCUGGUCUCUUCCUCCGGUAUCCCACUGAAGCCCAGCGCUCCCGGUGGCAAGCCUCCUGGCUACAACUCCACCAUCUCGGUAGCCAAGCCCUCCACCCUGAACCCCUCUAAGCCCUCAGGCACCGCCCCUGGCGCUUCCACCACCGGCUGCUCUGGCGCCAGCUGCCCAACCAAGCCGGUCAUUGUUGUCAACGCCGCCGUCCAGGCCGGCGCCAGCUUUGUACUCAUGGCUCUUGGCGCGUUCGCCGUCUUUGCAUUGUAG